AUGGGAACCGCGGACCACGGCGCUCAGAUAGAGCCGCUGCUGCCUCCGGUCAAUUCUUCCCUGAGUUCAUCUGUCGGACGCAGAAGUUUGAGGAAUGAAGAUGAGGCUGUGGUGGACAGAGGAGGGACCCGCUCCCAGCAGGGAACCAACUUCGAGCAGGAGGAUCUGGAAGGUCAUCGGACUCUCUACAUCGGGGUCCACGUGCCCUUGGGCAGCACCAGGCACCGCAGCCAUCGCAGACACCGUCACCAUGGGAUGAAACACAAGCGGAGGGUCAGGGACCGGAGCCUCACUCUGGUGGAGGGCAGAGAGUCUCCCGUCUACGACACCCCCUCUCAGAGGGUGCAGUUCCUGCUGGGGACGGAGGACGAUGACGAGGAGCACCUUCCUCACGACCUCUUCACGGAGAUGGAUGAGAUCAGUGCGAAGGAUGGCGAGGACUCCGAGUGGAGGGAGAGCGCCAGGUGGCUCAAGUUUGAGGAGGAUGUGGAGGAUGGAGGAGAGCGAUGGAGCAAACCCUACGUGGCCACGCUCUCUCUGCACAGUCUGUUUGAACUGCGCAGCUGCAUCAUCAACAGCACUGUGCUGCUCGACAUGAGGGCCAACACCAUCGAGGAGAUCGCAGACAUGGUCUUAGACCACCAGGAGUUGUACUCGCCGCUGGGAGACGAGCUCAGACAGAAAGUGCGAGAAACUCUGCUCAAGCAGCACCACCACCAGAAACAGAAGAAGCUGGCCAACCGCCUGCCCAUCGUGCGCUCGUUCACAGACAUCAGCCGACGGACGUCCGAGCUAAACCUGGACAAAAACGGUCAGAUGACGUCCUCCCAGUUCCACUUGGCGAGUCCGGACGCCAAAGGAGACAUCAGUCGAGAGGGCAGCUCUGUGGACUUCAGCAAGAUCGACCUUCAUUUCAUGAAGAAGAUCCCCGCGGGAGCCGAAGCCUGUAACGUGUUGGUGGGCGAGCUGGAGUUCCUCAACAAGCCGGUGGUGGCGUUCGUCCGCCUUUCUCCCGCAGUCUUGCUCAACGGGAUGACUGAAGUCCCGAUCGCCACGAGGUUUCUGUUUAUCCUUUUAGGGCCCUUUGGCAGAGGCCCUCAGUAUCAUGAGAUUGGAAGAUCCAUUGCAACAUUAAUGACGGAUGAGGUUUUCCAUGAUGUUGCCUACAAAGCUAAAGACCGCAACGAUCUGAUUGCUGGAAUUGAUGAGUUUCUGGAUCAGGUGACGGUCCUGCCUCCAGGAGAGUGGGACCCGUCCAUCCGGAUAGAGCCACCAAAAAACGUACCGUCUCAGGAAAAAAGGAAGAAAAGUAACAUAUUAGCGAAUGGGCUGGUGGAAGGAGAGGAGGAAGAGGAGCACGGAGGCCAUGAAGGUCCAGAGCUGCAGCGGACUGGAAAGUGGUUCGGUGGUCUCAUCCUGGACAUCAAGCGGAAGCUCCCUCACUACCUGUCGGACUACUACGACGCUUUCAGCCUGCAGUGUGUCGCCUCUUUCUUAUUCCUCUACUGUGCCUGCAUGUCCCCCGUCAUCACCUUCGGAGGACUACUGGGCGAGGCAACAGAAGGACGCAUAAGUGCAAUUGAGUCCCUGUUUGGAGCCUCACUGACUGGAAUAGCCUAUUCCCUGUUCGCUGGGCAGCCCCUCACUAUUUUAGGAAGCACAGGACCGGUGCUCGUGUUUGAGAAGAUAUUAUUCAAAUUCUGCAAGGAGUAUGGCCUGUCCUAUCUGUCGCUGAGGACCUGCAUCGGCCUGUGGACGGCGCUGCUCUGCGUCAUCCUGGUGGCCACGGACGCCAGCUCCCUCGUCUGCUACAUCACGCGCUUCACGGAAGAGGCCUUCGCGUCGCUCAUCUGCAUCAUCUUCAUCUACGAGGCCUUGGAGAAGCUGAUCCACCUGGGAGACUACUUUCCCUUCAACAAGAACAACAACCUGGACAAACUCACCAUGUACUCAUGUUCGUGCGUUGAGCCUUCUGACCCCUCCAAUGGCACCCUGAAGUACUGGGAGCUCACCAACGUCACCGCUUCAGAGAUCUACUGGGAGGCGCUGGAGGUCAAGGACUGCAUCGAGAAGCGAGGGGAGUUCGUGGGCAGCGCCUGCGGCCCUAAAGGGCCGUACGUCCCCGACGUUCUCUUCUGGUGCGUCAUUCUCUUCUUCUCCACCGUCUUCAUGUCCGCCUUCCUCAAAGAGUUCAAGUUCAGCAAUUACUUCCCCACCAAGGUGAGAGCUGUCAUCAGUGACUUUGCUGUCUUCUUCACCAUCCUCACUAUGGUCUUGGUUGACUAUGCGUUGGGCAUCCCUUCCCCAAAACUCAAAGUUCCCAGUGUUUUCAAGCCGACCCGAGACGAUCGAGGCUGGUUCAUCAGCCCGCUGGGUCCGAACCCCUGGUGGACGGCCGUCAUCACCGUCGUCCCCGCUCUGCUCUGCACCAUCCUCAUCUUCAUGGACCAGCAGAUCACCGCCGUCAUCAUCAACAGGAAGGAGCACAAACUCAAGAAAGGCUGUGGCUACCACCUGGACCUGUUCAUGGUGGGGGUCAUGCUGGGCGUGUGCUCUCUGAUGGGCCUGCCCUGGUUCGUGGCGGCCACCGUCCUCUCCAUCACCCACGUCAACAGCCUGAAGCUGGAGUCGGAGUGCUCGGCCCCGGGGGAGCAGCCCAAGUUCCUGGGGAUCAGGGAGCAGCGCGUCACUGGCCUCAUGAUCUUCGUCCUCAUGGGCAGCUCCGUCUUCAUGACGUCGGUGCUGAAGUUUAUUCCGAUGCCCGUGCUGUACGGAGUGUUUCUUUACAUGGGAGCGUCUUCUCUGAGAGGCAUUCAGUUCUUCGACCGGCUGACUUUGUUUGGCAUGCCGGCCAAGCACCAGCCGGACUUCAUCUACUUGCGCCACGUUCCCCUGAGGAAGGUUCACCUCUUCACCAUCAUCCAGCUCAGCUGUCUGGUCCUGCUGUGGGUCAUCAAGACCUCCAGGGCCGCCAUUGUCUUUCCUAUGAUGGUGCUGGCUCUGGUGUUCAUCAGGAAACUAUUGGACUGCAUCUUCACCAAGCGAGAGCUGAGCUGGCUGGACGACCUCAUGCCGGAGAGCAAGAAGAAGAAGCUGGAGGACGCCGAGGAGGAGGAAGAGCAGAGCAUCCUGGCUGAAGAUGAGGGUGUCGUGCAAGUGCCAUUAGAAGGGUGCAAAGGAAUACCCAUCAUCAACAUCACAGACGAAAUGUCAAAAGCGUCUUUCGGAAACACCUGGAACAGUUAAAGACAACGAGAAAACAAAGUG
Salarias fasciatus (jewelled blenny) is the source of this 3267-nucleotide messenger RNA. RefSeq names its product solute carrier family 4 member 10b (gene slc4a10b). The transcript has 25 exons. The record is from RefSeq and is a predicted model, not a curated record. Bases 1 to 3246 code for a protein of 1081 amino acids. Gene Ontology annotation, molecular function: solute:inorganic anion antiporter activity; sodium:bicarbonate symporter activity; monoatomic anion transmembrane transporter activity. Lineage: Eukaryota; Metazoa; Chordata; Actinopteri; Blenniiformes; Blenniidae. Gene Ontology annotation, biological process: transmembrane transport; bicarbonate transport; monoatomic anion transport. Gene Ontology annotation, cellular component: plasma membrane; basolateral plasma membrane.